Molecule: messenger RNA, 1032 nt
Organism: Cucurbita maxima (winter squash)
Lineage: Eukaryota; Viridiplantae; Streptophyta; Magnoliopsida; Cucurbitales; Cucurbitaceae
Product: phytol kinase 1, chloroplastic-like
Exons: 6
Coding region: 12-950 (312 amino acids)
Biological process (GO): vitamin E biosynthetic process
Cellular component (GO): chloroplast
Molecular function (GO): phytol kinase activity
Source: RefSeq, a predicted model, not a curated record
UUUGUUCGGCCAUGAUAGCCUCCAUGAGCCUCUUAGCCAUUGGCUGCUCGGAUUCUCGUCUCCGCUCUCGCCGGGAUCGGGAUACGAGUGCUGCCGCUGUUUUUUCGCUAUCCGGUGAACUGAAGCAGCGUCGGAUUCUAUCUUUUCGAACUCUCAACCGUACACCGCCGGCGUUUCAGAUUCCGUCUUCUUCCUCUGACCUCCUUUCACCUCCACGUGCAGUUUCCGGCGAUCUUUUGCAUGAUGCCGGUGCGACGGCGGCCGUCCUCACCGGCGCUUACUCGCUUGUUCUCGGAUUCAACAAUCUGGCGCGGCGGAAUUUGAUUCAACAGAAAUUGAGCAGAAAACUUGUCCACAUAUUGUCCGGAUUGCUUUUCAUGAUGUCUUGGCCUAUAUUCAGCACCUCAACGAAGGCUCGCUACUUUGCUUCCAUAGUUCCAACUGUGAAUUUCUUGAAGCUUGUUAUCAAUGGCCUCUCAUUGGCCAAAGAUGAAGGACUUUUAAAAUCCCUUACUAGGGAAGGAAAACCAGAGGAAUUGCUGAGAGGCCCUCUUUUUUAUGUCCUGAUGCUGAUUCUGUCAGCUGUUGUCUUUUGGCGUGAAUCUCCUAUUGGCUUGAUCUCACUGGCAAUGAUGUGUGGGGGGGAUGGCAUUGCUGAUAUAAUGGGAAGAAAAUUUGGGUCCAAAAGGCUUCCUUAUAAUGAGGGGAAAAGUUGGAUUGGUAGCAUAUCAAUGUUCAUCUUUGGAUUUUGCGUCUCCAUCGGGGUGUUAUAUUAUUACUCAGUUCUUGGAUAUUUGGAGGUGGAUUGGAUAAAAGCAGUCCAGAAAGUUGCUUUCGUUGCUCUUGUGGCAACUGUGGUGGAGUCUCUCCCAAUUGCCGAUGUUGUAGAUGAUAACAUAUCAGUACCACUGGUCAGCAUGGUAGCAGCCUUCCUGACAUUCAGUACUUAAUCUCGCGACCUUCUGUUUUUUUUUUACCUCUUUCCAAGACACCCCUUUUGGUAUCUUUUUCAACUUUUGACAUAGAUACUGA